Messenger RNA from Closterium sp. Naga37s-1, 1131 nucleotides. The record is from the annotation of a GenBank genome assembly. Lineage: Eukaryota; Viridiplantae; Streptophyta; Zygnematophyceae; Desmidiales; Closteriaceae.
AUGAGUGAUGUGGUAAGCGGGGUAGAGAGGAGACCUGUUGAGUCUUCAAUCCUUUGGAGAAGCAGCGAAGGAGGGAGAGGCAAAAAGAGAUGGAGAAAUGAAGAGGAGGGGGAGGAGGAGAAGGGGGGGGAGGAGGAGGAGGAGGAGGACGUUAAGGUUGAGCGAAAAGGGUUGAAAUUUGGGGUAGGUCAGGUGGGGCCAGGUGAAAGGGAGACCUUGGAAGGAGGUAUGGCAGCGAGGGAUGGGGUCAUGAGGAGAGAUGGUGGCAGUGGGUGUGGUGGUGGGCAUGGUCGGGGAAAGGGUGGUGAGAAUGGUGGUGGUGGUGGGAAUGCUGAGGGUAAUGGUGGAGGGAAGGGAGGCGGUAUGGUUGCUAGCAGUGGGAGUUGGCAUAGUGCAUGCAGUGGAGCAGCCUCAGGCAGCAGUGCAAGGAAGAAAAGACCCAAGACGCGUAAAGCCGCUGCGGAAGCAACUGUAGCCACCGCCAAAGACUCUGCUGCAACUAUGCAGAUUCCCUCAGAUGCUGGUGAAGCAAGCAGCAAAGGUGCAUGUGCUGACGCUUUCUCUAAUCAACCCACAAGUGGUGACUCAGCCCCGUCUUUCCAAUUCAAGCAGCCGGUCGGCAAGCGAGAAAAAAAGGACAAAAACCGGUACCGGGGGGUGCGGCAGCGGCAGUGUGGGAAGUGGGUGGCGGAGAUCCGAUUUCCCAAGAAGAAAUCCCGUGUAUGGCUUGGGACGUUCACCUUCCCGGAAGGAGCUGCCCGAGCGUACGAUCGGGCAGCGGUGAAACUGCGUGGGCCCCGAGCGUUGACGAAUUUUCCGGAUGAGUAUGAGAAUUGUUGGAAUGUGGCAGAAGAUGGGUUGUUGGGGUUUAAGGGAGUGGAGGGAGAUGAGGGAGUGGAGAAUGGGGAGACGGGGAAGGGUGAGGUGGGUAGUAAAGGGGACAGUGCGGCAGAUAGAGGGGAGGGAGGGAAGAGCGCGGAGAUAGAUACCUUUGGAGAGGGGGAGGAUGAGGGAAGGGGGAGUGGAAUGCAGAAGGCAGCACACGAGGGAGAGGGAGGGCGACGAGUGGAAGACAGAAAACAGGUGGGGGAGGAGGGUGAGGGGCAGGACAGGUGUGGAGUGAAGCAAUAA